AUGGCACCGAGAACCCCAGUCAUUCGUUUCCUUUCCUUUUUCCUUUUUGCGUUUGUUGCACUCUUGUGCAUCUACCAUGGCACCCAGUCUGAUCGUAUCCGCCUUCCCACUCAUUCUAAGCGCUCAGUGCUCGAUGAUGCGACCAUUCAGCCCCGGCUGGAGCUUGGUACUGAGCUUCAUCUCCUAUCAAAGCGUGCCGCUCCUAAGAACAGGGCCGAGGCACUCGAGAAAGGCAGAGGAUAUAUGUGCCAGUUAGAGGAUAUAGAACCAAUCGAUUUACCUUCCGAGCUCACGGAUUUUAAAACGUUCAACAAUGAUUGGUCCCCACGAUCUUACGGAGUGAGCAACGGCAACCCUACUGAGACAGGAUCAAAAAUUCCAGUGGCAAUGGCCGCAAAAGGCCUGCCCAUUAAUAUAGGAGAUCGAGGUCUGAAGGGGUUGAUCUAUCAUCAGGAUCAGCCAUAUAAAGUUGGUAACUUAAACUAUAUGGCUACAGGUGGCUUCUACAUGGCCACUAUAAGCACCAAGGCGGGCUACAUCUCCGCAGAAGACAAUAUAAGUCCAGCCCACAUAAUUGCUGAGGAUAGAAGGACAGACCCCUCUCCAACUAUAUCUAGACUAUCAGAUGUUUACUUUUUACUCUGGAAGGAAGUGGCGGGCAAGUCGGAGGCCGAAUUAAAAAAUAUCAAAUAUUUUAUCCGCCACCAUGUGAUCAACGACGCCUCCUUGGAUGUUGCUCUGGAGGUGGCCAGUGGAAAACCUCUUCCACCCAGAAAGAAAGAUGAGCCUAGGGACACGAGCAUGGUGGAAGAAUGGCCGGGUAAAUCCUAUGACAUGUCCACUGAUGAUGGUAAGGCGAUUCUGGGAACUCCCAAUGGUGCCGGUGUAGCCCGUUUCCUCAUGGACCACAAGCCAGAAUUGGGAGUGAAGGCCCCCAGCAAGGUGACGCUAUUCAAGACCACUGGCCACACAAAUGCCAAAACCAACCAGCCAGAGGACUGGGUCCAUUUUCUAUUCGAAAUCAGCCCUGUUCAUAAGAAGAAGCGGAGAGGAAGGAAGUAA
Messenger RNA from Aspergillus bombycis, 1062 nucleotides. RefSeq lists its product as uncharacterized. The coding region runs from base 1 to 1062 and encodes 353 amino acids. The transcript is spliced from 2 exons. NCBI's taxonomy places the organism in Eukaryota, Fungi, Ascomycota, Eurotiomycetes, Eurotiales, Aspergillaceae. The record is from RefSeq and is a predicted model, not a curated record.